Molecule: messenger RNA, 1056 nt
Organism: Pseudophryne corroboree (corroboree frog)
Lineage: Eukaryota; Metazoa; Chordata; Amphibia; Anura; Myobatrachidae
Product: Y-box-binding protein 2-A-like
Exons: 4
Coding region: 1-1056 (351 amino acids)
Biological process (GO): regulation of gene expression
Cellular component (GO): nucleus
Molecular function (GO): nucleic acid binding
Source: RefSeq, a predicted model, not a curated record
AUGACAGAUAUGCAUAAAGAAAUAAAGAGCUUGAAAGAAAUACCAAUAAGAGAAGGGAAAGAUUGGCUUUGCCAAAAGAGUGGUCAUGUUGAAUGUGAUGGCCACAAACAAGAAACUUUACUCAGAAGUCCUGAGACCAAGGAACAGCCCUCAAAAAGAACAGAGAAAAUAGGUCAACCCUUGGAGGAAGAACACUCUGGAAGUGGGAACUUCAACCUAGUAGUGCAGAACCAAGUAAAAGCUUUCAGCAUGCCACAUAUGACAACAAGAGAGAUAUCUUUGUACACUACACGGCCAUCCAGACGAACAAUCCCUAGAAAAUAUCUUCGAAGUCUGGAAGAUGGAGACACUGUAGAGUUUCAUGUGGUCAAAGGAGAGAAAGGACUCCAGGCAGCAAAUGUAACUAGUCCUGGUGGUGUCCCAGUGCAAGGCAGCAAAUAUGCAGUAGAUCGUAAUCAGUAUCAGCACUAUCUAGAUCACAGAGAUCCUUCACUUAACUACCAGCAAUAUUAUGAAUAUAAUGAAGGUGGAGAGAGGUUGGAAGAAGUUGAAAGUGCUGCAGAAAGGGCUGAUCACCAAUGGUCUUAUCAAAGGCAUUGCAGCCCACCAUACUGUCCAAGGAGGCCAUAUAGAUGCAGACAACAAUAUCCUAAUGUCACAGAGCAAAGGGCAUUCGUAGGACAAAAAAAUAGAUAUGCAGAAAAACAGAGUGACACAGUGCAGCAGAGUCUGAAGGUUUUAGUCAGGUCACAAUUUCCUCAAGAACCAUCAUCUCAGAAUAGACCCGCAAUAAAUGAUGUUCAUUCCAGUGUGGCCCACCAUAACCAACCAGAUUAUGGUGCUAGCAAUUGUAGAGAAGACAUUGGAAUAAUUUUUAAUAUACCCAUAGUAGAGAGGAAGCAACAAUCUGGUGAAACCUUGUAUGAGUUUGCUCUUAGUUUACAGGAAGCAUUGCAAGCUAUAAAAACCAGUUAUCCAGAAGAAAUUACACAUGAGGAUGAAGCACUGGUCAGCCAAUUUAUUGAAGGAGGGAGAACAGAUGAAAACUCAACUUAA